Mandrillus leucophaeus (drill) is the source of this 2237-nucleotide messenger RNA. It is a transcript of the gene MSTO1, whose product is annotated as misato 1, mitochondrial distribution and morphology regulator. The transcript is spliced from 12 exons. Gene Ontology annotation, biological process: mitochondrion distribution. NCBI's taxonomy places the organism in Eukaryota, Metazoa, Chordata, Mammalia, Primates, Cercopithecidae. Gene Ontology annotation, cellular component: cytoplasm. Bases 1 to 1563 code for a protein of 520 amino acids. The record is from RefSeq and is a predicted model, not a curated record.
AUGGCGGGCGGGGCCCGGGAAGUGCUCACACUGCAGUUGGGACACUUUGCCGGUUUCGUGGGCGCGCACUGGUGGAACCAGCAGGAUGCUGCGCUGGGCCGAGCAACCGAUGCCAAGGAGUCGCCGGGAGAGCUGUGCCCCGAUGUUCUGUAUCGUACGGGCCGGACGCUGCACGGCCAGGAUACUUACACGCCGCGACUCAUCCUUAUGGAUCUGAAGGGUAGUUUGAGCUCCCUAAAAGAGGAAGGUGGACUCUACAGGGACAAACAGUUGGAUGCUGCAAUAGCAUGGCAGGGGAAGCUCACCACACACAAAGAGGAACUCUGUCCCAAGAACCCUUAUCUCCAGGACUUUCUGAGUGCAGAGGGAGUGCUGAGUAGUGAUGGUGUUUGGAGGGUCAAAUCCAUUCCCAAUGGCAAAGGUUCCCCACCACUCACCACCGCUACAACUCCAAAACCACUUAUCCCUACAGAGGCCAGCAUCAGGGUCUGGUCAGACUUCCUCAGAGUCCAUCUCCAUCCCCGGAGCAUCUGUAUGAUUCAGAAGUACAACCAUGAUGGGGAAGCAGGUCGGCUGGAAGCUUUUGGCCAAGGGGAAAGUGUCCUAAAGGAACCCAAGUACCAGGAAGAGCUGGAGGACAGGCUGCACUUCUACGUGGAGGAAUGUGACUACUUGCAGGGCUUCCAGAUCCUGUGUGACCUGCACGAUGGCUUCUCUGGGGUAGGCGCGAAGGCGGCAGAGCUGCUACAAGAUGAAUAUUCAGGGCGGGGAAUAAUAACGUGGGGCCUGCUACCUGGUCCCUACCAUCGUGGGGAGGCCCAGAGAAACAUCUAUCGUCUAUUAAACACAGCUUUUGGUCUCGUACACCUGACUGCUCACAGCUCUCUCGUCUGUCCUUUGUCCUUGGGUGGGAGCCUGGGCCUGCGACCUGAGCCACCUGUCAACUUCCCUUACCUGCAUUACGAUGCCACUCUGCCCUUCCACUGCAGUGCCAUCCUGGCUACAGCCCUGGACACAGUCACUGUUCCUUAUCGCCUGUGUUCCUCUCCAGUUUCCAUGGUUCAUCUGGCUGACAUGCUGAGCUUCUGUGGGAAAAAGGUGGUGACAGCAGGAGCAACCAUUCCUUUCCCCUUGGCUCCAGGCCAGUCCCUUCCUGAUUCCCUGAUGCAGUUUGGAGGAGCCACCCCAUGGACCCCACUGUCUGCAUGUGGGGAGCCUUCUGGAACACGUUGCUUUGCCCAGUCAGUGGUGCUGAGGGGUAUAGACAGAGCAUGCCACACGAGUUUGAUAGAGUCCCAGGGCAGAAUCAUCAUCCAUCUACAGGUCUCUCUUUCCUCUCCCUCCUCAGCAGUGGAGAGCAUCCCAGUGUUUGGGGCACUGUGUUCCUCUUCGUCCCUGCACCAGACCCUGGAAGCCUUGGCCAGAGACCUCACCAAACUCGACUUGCGGCGCUGGGCCAGCUUCAUGGAUGCUGGAGUGGAGCACGAUGACGUAGCAGAGCUCCUGCAGGAGCUACAAAGCCUGGCCCAGUGCUACCAGGGUGGUGACAGCCUCGUGGACUAAAGUUCCCAGUGUGGGAGAGAGGAGCUAGUGUGCAAUAAAAACAGCUGGAUGCAGGAGCCCAGUGUCUUCGUGCAGAGGAGCUCGAUGUCGCAGGACUAGCUACACCAACAUAUGCACUUUUUACAUUUAGAAACACUGUGAUUAGACCACAGAACAAUAAAUAUGUGCCAUCAGACCAAAAAAAAGUAGAGAAAGGAGCUGAGCUCCACUCUCACUCGAUGCUAUUUACAGAGGAGAUCUGUAAGGUCUUCAUAAAAGACCUUGAAUGGUGCCUAGGAUGGCAGAGCCCCUGGGUCCUACUCCAUCCUCCAGCCUUUGUCCUCGUCCUGGGCUCCUCUCCCGGUCUGUAAACUGGGCGCAAGGACUGUACAAGCAGAGUACAACUACCCUCCUGCCUAAUGACAGGGCACCUGCUGGGUUUGGUCCUGUGUAGAUGAUACCCAAGUAUUCCCAGAGUCUCAUUCAUCCAGCUCCUCUUCAGACAGAAGGUCCCCACGGUCAGACAGCUGGUCUGCAUUGCUGGUACUGGUUGCAUCAUCCUCAUCCUCAGAGCUGGCUUCACAGGCAGUGUGGAAGAGCUGCAUGAGUUCUCGAAAACGGUGGGAGACCUAAGAAAGGAGAAGGGCUGUAUUCGCUGAUCCUUAGUAACAUGUUAACAUUUAUGAAGCACUAUA